AGGGAAGGAGAGGACAAGGAAGGGGAAAGGGGGUCCCCUAAAUCGCUGCUGCUCCGCGGCGGAGCUGGGGAGGGAAAAAACCGUGCCCCGAGGUGCCUGGGGGGGGGAGCCGGGCGUUGCAGCGAUACCCAGGGGGGAGCCGAGCUCCGGGCACCCCGGUCUCGGUGCCGGGGGGCUCGGGCAUCCCGCACGGCUCAGCCCGGCCCGGUUCGGCCCGGAUGGGCCCGGAGCCGCCCCUGGAUUUUGGGGUAGGGGGAUGAAAAGGGGUGUCCGGGCUGCGGGGCCGCUUUGGUGGCGGGAGCGGGGCGUCCCUCGGCUCCCUUCUCUCCCGUGGUGCUUCAGCGGAGCCGGUGUCCCUUUGUGCUAAUAGCCCCGUCCUCAUUUGCUGCCUAAUUGGCCUAUAUAAAGCCAAUAACGGGCGGGCGCUCGGAGCCUCCAGCCGCAGCAGCAACGUCGCAGGGGGGCCGGGGCCGCGGCGAGCUGCGGGCAGGCAGGGGCUGAGCGGAGCCUUCUCCUCCCGGCUGCCUCCCCGCCUAAUCCCAUUUGCCAUCGUGCGUGCCCAAUCGCCGUGUGCUCCCCGCGUUUAACUUGGAUGACAUUUUGAUUUCAUCAUUAGCAUCCGGCGCCAGGUUGACGCAGCAGCGAGCGGCGGCGGCGGCGGCGGCGGCGGCGGCGGCAGCGACGACCCCCGGCUCUCUCCGCCUGCCCGCAGCAGCCCCCCGGUGCCUGGGGCUGCCAGGGUCCCCCCGGCCCCCCGCCCUGCCGCCCCCUCAUGCGAGGGGCCCCCGGCCGGCCCCGCCGCCCCGCUCCCCCGCCGCUCCGCCUCGCCUCUCCCCCGCUCCGCCGGGAGCCGCCUCGGGCGGGCAGGAACCGGGCGGGCACCGGAGGAUGCCGGAGACCGGGCAGGAGCCGCCCAGCGCCCCGCCGCCCCCCAAGGAGUCGUUCUACAUCAAGAACCUGCUCAACGGAGACCCCCCGAAAGCGGCCCCCAAGCAACCGCGCCCGCUGUUCGCCCCGUCGGGCAAAGGGGCGGCGGAUGGAGCCGGCUUCGCCCUGUCGCAGGUGGGCGACCUCGCCUUCCCCCGCUUCGACAUCCCGGCUCCCCGCUUCGCCCUGAGCGCCCACUGCCUGGAGCGAGCCCAGACCUGGUGGUACCCCUACGCCCUCACCCCGGCCGGAGCCCACCUGCCCCGCACCGAAGCCGCCGAGAAAUCCCUCCUGAGGGACUCGUCCCCAGCCUCGGGCACCGACAGGGACUCCCCGGAGCCUCUGCUCAAGGCGGAUGCGGAGCACAAGGAGCUGGACUCCAAGAGCCCCGACGAGAUCGUGCUGGAGGAGAGCGACUCGGAGGAGGCCAAGAAGGAGCCGGGCGCGGAGGACUGGAAGAAACGGGAGGAGAGCCCGGAGAAGAAACCGUGCCGCAAGAAGAAAACCCGCACGGUGUUCAGCCGCAGCCAGGUCUUCCAGCUGGAGUCCACCUUCGACAUGAAGCGCUACCUGAGCAGCUCGGAGCGGGCCGGCCUGGCUGCCUCGCUGCACCUCACAGAGACCCAGGUGAAGAUCUGGUUCCAGAACCGGCGCAACAAGUGGAAGAGGCAGCUGGCGGCCGAGCUGGAGGCCGCCAACCUGAGCCACGCCGCGGCGCAGCGCAUCGUCCGCGUCCCCAUCCUCUACCACGAGAACUCGGGCGCCGAGGGCGGCUCGGCCGCCGCCAGCGCCCCCGGCACCCAGCCCCUGCUCACUUUCCCCCACCCCGUCUAUUAUUCCCACCCCGUGGUCACCUCCGUGCCCCUCCUGAGGCCCGUCUGAGCCCGCUGUGUCCCCCCCACCCCGGCCCCCGGCCCCCCGCGUAAGUAACUGCGGCGACGGCGCGGCCCCGACGGCGAGGGCCCGGUGAGGGGAAUGUGGGGGGGGGGGAGACGGAGGGGAAAAAGAACGGAAAAAGCGGCCGGGACCCCGGGGAGAGGUUGGGGGGGGAACGAAAAAGGGAGCUCGGAGAGCCCCCCGGGGCUGUCACGCCGUUUGGGAGCGUGGCCGAAAGCCGCGGUGGGCUCGGCGGCUUUAGGUUUAUUUUUGUAUCAAAAAAAAAAAAAAAAGGAAAAAAAAAAAAAA
This is a messenger RNA of Anas platyrhynchos (mallard), 2112 nucleotides long. It is a transcript of the gene HMX3, whose product is annotated as H6 family homeobox 3. Gene Ontology annotation, biological process: regulation of transcription by RNA polymerase II. Gene Ontology annotation, molecular function: DNA-binding transcription factor activity, RNA polymerase II-specific; RNA polymerase II transcription regulatory region sequence-specific DNA binding. The record is from RefSeq and is a predicted model, not a curated record. Lineage: Eukaryota; Metazoa; Chordata; Aves; Anseriformes; Anatidae. Gene Ontology annotation, cellular component: nucleus.